Gossypium raimondii (Peruvian cotton) is the source of this 1113-nucleotide messenger RNA. RefSeq lists its product as hypothetical. The record is from RefSeq and is a predicted model, not a curated record. Lineage: Eukaryota; Viridiplantae; Streptophyta; Magnoliopsida; Malvales; Malvaceae. The coding region runs from base 178 to 1020 and encodes 280 amino acids. The transcript is spliced from 2 exons.
CUUAUUACUACUACUAUAUAUGAAAACAAAUUUAUGCUCAAGUUUGAAGAUUUUGAAUCUUUCUAUUUCUGAUCAACUUGGAAGAGUUUCUUCUUCUUACGCAAAUGUAACCGUUCCACUUGCGGGAUUUUUGAUUUUUGACAAAGCAGUGAUGAACCGUGGUUCAUCCUCAACAAGAUGAAUGGAUUCUCCACCGUGGACGGCUUCGUGGAGAUAACCGAAUCCUUGGCAGAGAUGAUCAAGUACAUCGCCAACGAACCGUCGUUGGGUCUUUCCUACGUUCAAAAGCACACACGGGACACCGUUCCCAACCUCCUUAACCUCAGCAACCGCCUCGCCGAUAAGUCCCGCCAAGCCACUUUGCACGCCCAGGACUUGGAAGAUUCGAUCACCAUGGUCAGCUCCAUGAAGCAAUGCGGCUUCCCAAUCGCCGAUGAGAUGAUCAAGGACAUCACGGAUUCAUUAACGUUAAUAUCGGUGAAACAACUGAAACGUGGAUUGAUCGACAGUACCGAUUCGAGCUUUACGAUGAGAAGAACCAUGUCUUGGGGACCAAUGGCUUGGGUUUAUGGUUCUGAAGAUGUGCAGCAAGAUGGAAGUAAUUAUUUUUUGACCAUGUUCAAGUCUGCAAGAGAGAAGGCGAGCGGUUUUAGAUGGCCGCAGCUCGAGUCGAAGGAACCGAUAGAACCCGCGGUUCGGUGUCCUGCUCCGACUAUACGGGUUGGAUCUGCCAGCACUGGUUCAAUACCUGAUAAUUUUCAGUGGCCACAACUGGAGUCGAAGGAACCGAUAGAAACCGAGUCCCAGAUGCCGGUUCAAUGUCAACCGGCGGAUAAACUCCAUGGAGAAGAACGGAAGGUCGAAACUGAUGGCGAAGUGUCCGGUGAGAGUAUAUUGUUCGUAUCUGAAGAUUACAAUGAUUUCAAGGCGGAUAAAGAAUCUAAAUUGGAACCAUGGUUGGAAGGAUGUGAAGACAAAUUGGAUAGAAGCAAGGGAGAAAGAGAAACAGGUGGGGUUUAGCUUGAAAAUGAAGAUUGAGUUUUGUAAUUAUCUGCAGAUACACAUGGUUGAUGGUUUCAUUGUCUUUUCGUUAAUAUUGAAUUCCGUAAAUUA